Messenger RNA from Coffea eugenioides, 964 nucleotides. Its product is annotated as CYC02 protein-like. The record is from RefSeq and is a predicted model, not a curated record. The transcript is spliced from 2 exons. Bases 45 to 707 code for a protein of 220 amino acids. NCBI's taxonomy places the organism in Eukaryota, Viridiplantae, Streptophyta, Magnoliopsida, Gentianales, Rubiaceae.
CAAAUAUAACACGUCAUUUGCAUUCUGAGUGAGAUUGUGAUCAAAUGGCAUCUUCAAAAAAUUUGCUCUUUCUUUUUGUUGUUCUCUUUGCACUUGCACUCCAAAUCCCCUCUGAUGUUACAGCUGCAGAUCAGGCGAGCGUGAAGACCACUGGUGAGGCUCAUCAGGAUAAGAUAAGUGAAGAUCGUUGCAGAUAUCGUUGCUGCAGCUGGUACCAUGGACAAUGCCAAAGAUGCUGUGCAUCUCCUGAGGAGACCCCUGAAGCUACAUCUGGAGAUAAGGCUGCCGUAAAUGCAGAUCGUUGCAGAUAUCGUUGCUGCAGCUGGUACCAUGGACAAUGCCAAAGAUGCUGUGCAUCCGCGGAGGAGACCCCUGAAGCUACAUCUGGAGAUAAGGCUACCGUAAAUGCAGAUCGUUGCAGAUAUCGUUGCUGCAGCUGGUACCAUGGACAAUGCCAAAGAUGCUGUGCAUCCGCGGAGGAGACCCCUGAAGCUAUAUCUGCAGAUCGUUGCAGAUAUCGUUGCUGCAGCUGGUACCAUGGACAAUGCCAAAGAUGCUGUGCAUCCGCUGAGGAGACCCCUGAAGCUAUAUCUGCAGAUCGUUGCAGAUAUCGUUGCUGCAGAUGGUACCAUGGACAAUGCCAAAGAUGCUGCGCAACCGCUGAGGAGACCCCUGAAGCUACAUCUGGAGAUGAGGUCAAAAAUUAAUGCUAAAUAAAUAAGGGUGUGACACAGGAUCCGUGACGCCUAUAUUAUUACCUUAAUAUGUAAUGUUGUGUUUGCUUUUGAUGGUUGAUUUCCUCUAUGUGUAAAAGACUUCUCUUUGAACUGGUGUAGAAUAAACAGGGGAAGCAUGUAAUGAGUACUCAGUUCGAGUGCUCUUCUUAUGUUGUUGUCAUGUUGAAUAAAUAAAUCCACUUGAUCAUCAUCACAAUUGAUGAUCUCUAUCUCAGUUACAUCGUAAA